CGUGUCUGUAUCACGUGAAAAUUUGAGCCGCGCCCCUUAACGAAGUUGACUUGAAGUUCUAAAGCUGUGACUAUAGACCCUGAUUUGAACUAGCUUCAGAAGAAGGAGGAGCGGGAGCGAAGAACUAUUAUAGACGCCAUUUAAAACAUGGCUGAUAUUGAAAAUGGAGGAGGAGAGAAACCUGAGAAGGAGUCCAUCAUUAUUAAUUCAUUCACCAAGUCAUUUAAGAAGAUACUCGAGAGAGACUUUGAUGAAGAAUUUACCAAGGAUUCUGUUGAUAAAUUGAAAAAGACAAAAAAGAAAAAGAAGAAGGAUGCUAAUAAGAAAGAAACCACUCCAGCUACUCCUAAAAAGCAAAAAGAGAAGAAAACUGUAAUCCGCGAAGGAGACAACUCUCUAGUCACGUUUCCAGCUCCAUCAUCAUUCUCUGUCUAUUCUCAGAUUCGUCACUUUGUCCUACAGCAGGACCUAUGUGACAUGUAUAAUGGCCGAUAUGCCGAAGAUGAUGGAAGUGACGAGGAAGAGGAAGAGGAAGAGGAGGAGGCUGAAGAAGGAAAGAAGAAAGCAUUACCGGAAGUUGUUAACAUUGGUCUGGUGGGUGUGUUUAGCAUAUUAGAAGAAAUAUGGCAGUCUAAUCCUGAGCUGUGCCACCGGGUCCUCACUGAGUUUCUUAAUAUAAUGCAGGGACAGUCCCCUGGGGGACUGAAGAAUGAACCAACUGAAACUACAAGUAAUGAAAAGAGGGAGAGAGAGAGAGAGGGGGGAGAGU
This is a messenger RNA of Amphimedon queenslandica, 769 nucleotides long. RefSeq names its product E3 ubiquitin-protein ligase MYCBP2-like. The annotation marks the transcript as partial. Gene Ontology annotation, cellular component: plasma membrane; nucleus. Gene Ontology annotation, biological process: axon guidance; regulation of synaptic assembly at neuromuscular junction. The transcript is spliced from 5 exons. NCBI's taxonomy places the organism in Eukaryota, Metazoa, Porifera, Demospongiae, Haplosclerida, Niphatidae. Gene Ontology annotation, molecular function: ubiquitin protein ligase activity. The record is from RefSeq and is a predicted model, not a curated record.